GGGAGCGCUGUGCGCGGGGCGGUGUCCUCCGGGCGGCCGGCGUGGGCGCAGUGGUUGCUCGGGGCGCGUGUCCGCCCUGACCCCGCUCCCGCCGGAGGGCCAGGGCCCCGGAGAGCGGGCGCAGGGCUCGCGGGGACCGGGACCCAGGAUGCGACCUCCCGGACUGGAGGGCGCCGCCCGCGACCUCUGACCGCGCCCCCGACUCGGCCUCCCCCGAGCGGCUGCCCCGGCGAGGCCCGGCCCCCGACCAUGCCAUCCAAGGCCGUGUGUCUGCGUCACGCCGCGGCACCCGGGCCGCGGGAGGCCGGGAUGCUCAAGGGGCAGCGUCCCACCCCCGCCCAGGACCUGGCCCUGAGCCCGGGGUCCCUGCCCGGCACCUGCAGCGAGGCCCCCGAGGACGGCCCCACGCUCCCUCGCAACGAUCGCGCGAAAGCCGGCAGCGAGACCUCGCCGGCCACGGCAAGCCCCAUCACCCCACAGCCCCCCAUGCGGCCCAGGCUGGAGCGAGCCCUGUCCCUCGACGACAGGGGCUGGAGGAGGAGGCGUUUCCGAAGCAGCCAGGAGGACCUGGCCGCCCGGGACGCCCGGGACGGGGCUGGCCCCGGCGGGGGCUCCGUGCAGAACGCGGCCCCCCAGACCCUCGGCCGCGGUCUCCCGCUGCCUUGCCUGAGCACGUCCUUGCAGGAGAUUCCCAAGCCCCGCUGGGCCUCGGGCAGCGCGGGCGGGAGCCCGACCUCCUGGGGCGACCGUCUCUCUGGCAUGGUCAGCACCUCCCUGGAUCUCCUGCACAGGGAGGCCUCCCCGUCUGGCGGCUCCCCCAGGCUAGCCAGCCUGCGCACCCCACGCCCACCAACCUCCUCGGAGCCCACUGUGGCUUCCGACCCUCUGAGAACUGCAGACCAGGUGGACUCAGAGCAGGGCGACCGCAAGCAGGGCACACCGACCAGGCUGGUGCGUGCCCACAGCAGCCUGGGCCCCGGCCGGCCCCGGAGCCCCCUGGCCUGUGACGACCACUCACUGCACUCCGCCAGGUCCUCCUUCAGCCUGCUGGCCCCCAUCCGCACCAAGGACGUCCGUAGCAGGAGCUACCUGGAGGGCAGCCUGCUGGCCAGCGGGGCCCUGCUGGGUGCAGAGGAGCUGGCCCAGUACUUCCCUGACCGCAGCAUGGCACUCUUCGUGGCCACCUGGAACAUGCAGGGCCAGAAGGAGCUGCCGCCCAGCCUGGAUGAGCUGCUGCUGCCCGCUGAGGCUGACUACACCCAGGACCUGUAUGUCAUUGGAGUGCAGGAGGGCUGCUCCGACAGGCGGGAGUGGGAGACGCGGCUGCAGGAGACGCUGGGCCCGCGCUACGUGCUGCUGUCCUCGGCAGCCCACGGCGUGCUGUACCUGUCCCUCUUCAUCCGCAGGGACCUCAUCUGGUUCUGCUCAGAGGUAGAGUGCGCCACGGUGACCACACGCAUCGUGUCCCAGAUCAAGACCAAGGGCGCCCUGGGCGCCAGCUUCACCUUCUUCGGCACCUCCUUCCUCUUCAUCACCUCCCACUUCACCUCUGGAGAUGGGAAGGUGGCAGAGAGGCUGCUGGACUACAGCAGGACUGUUCAAACCCUUGCGCUGCCCAGGAACGUGCCGGACACCAACCCCUACCGCUCCAGCGCAGCGGACGUCACCACCCGCUUUGACGAAGUGUUCUGGUUCGGAGAUUUCAACUUCCGCCUGGGCGGCGGGCGCGUGGCGGUGGAGGCCGCACUGAGGCAGGAGCGGGAGGCGGCUGUGCGGGCACUGCUGCAGCAGGACCAGCUCACGCGGGAGAUGAAGAGCGGGUCGGUCUUCAGGGGCUUCCAGGAGCCAGACAUCGUCUUCCUGCCUUCCUAUAAGUUUGACCUCGGGAAGGACACCUACGACAGCACCUCCAAGCAGAGGACGCCCUCAUACACGGACCGGGUUCUGUACCGAAGCCGCCACAAGGGGGACAUCCACCCAGUGACGUACUCCUCCUGCCCCGGGAUCAGGACGUCCGACCACCGCCCCGUGUAUGGCCUCUUCCGGGUGCGGGUGCGGCCCGGGCGAGACAACAUUCCACUGGCUGCCGGCAAGUUUGACCGAGAGCUGUACCUGAUAGGGAUUAAAAGACGUAUUUCAAAAGAGAUCCAGAGACAGCAGGCACUGAAGAACCAGAGCUCCAGCGCCAUCUGCACUGUGUCUUGAGUCCCGAGAGGACCCGUCAUCACCUGCAACUCAGGACACACGGCCAAGUCACUGAAGAGGUGGGGUCUGCCCUCUGGCACCCCCCGUUGGGGUCCCGAUGCACGGCCGCAGAGCUGCCCUGUUCUCACCAGGAAACCCCAGGACAGCAGUGGGACGUGGCACCCCACCCCCACUGGUGUCCCCGUCACCCUCCACCGGACGGGGCUUGACUCUCCAGGCGUCUGUCCCCAGCUCCACAGAGGGCCGACAUUUGAGCUGUUCUGCCCUGGAAGGUAGCAAGAUCCCUGCUUUUUGCUCGUGAGGGCUGCAGGCUCCCCUCAGCUUCCUGUGCUCGCCCCCAAGCCCUGGCCCUGAGCCCACACCACACAGGCGCCUGCAGAGGUCCAGGCAUAGCCGGUGUCCUCCAGGCCUUGGAACCUGGGCACCCCAAAACCCGCUGAGGCCAAGGCAGCACCAGAGGCCACAGCCAGACCCUUCCCGGGUGGCAGUGACCCCUCCGCCAGCUCCCCAGCCCAGGCAGGACCACCUCCCUGCUUUGCCGCAGGCCAAGUCUCACUGGGCAAUAGACCAGCGACUGUUCGACCUCAGCCGCACGGUGUCAGCAGAAGCGUCCCUGGCCGGAACAGAGGCCAGCAGCCCCUCAUUCAGGUCCUUACCUUAGAGGGCUUAGACCUCACCCCACCUCUGGAGGAUGUAGACUUGAAUGUAGAGAAACCUAGGGACACCCACUCCAGCCUGUUAAAUUAUUUAUUUUUCCAUAUUUAUAUUUUUAAAUAAAUGCAUAUAUUGAAUCUUAAA
Molecule: messenger RNA, 3003 nt
Organism: Chinchilla lanigera (long-tailed chinchilla)
Lineage: Eukaryota; Metazoa; Chordata; Mammalia; Rodentia; Chinchillidae
Gene: Inpp5e
Product: inositol polyphosphate-5-phosphatase, 72 kDa
Exons: 11
Coding region: 250-2205 (651 amino acids)
Biological process (GO): phosphatidylinositol dephosphorylation
Molecular function (GO): inositol-polyphosphate 5-phosphatase activity
Source: RefSeq, a predicted model, not a curated record